Elephantulus edwardii (Cape elephant shrew) is the source of this 4641-nucleotide messenger RNA. It is a transcript of the gene ARAP3, whose product is annotated as ArfGAP with RhoGAP domain, ankyrin repeat and PH domain 3. The record is from RefSeq and is a predicted model, not a curated record. Gene Ontology annotation, molecular function: phosphatidylinositol-3,4,5-trisphosphate binding; GTPase activator activity; protein binding. Lineage: Eukaryota; Metazoa; Chordata; Mammalia; Macroscelidea; Macroscelididae. The transcript is spliced from 32 exons. Gene Ontology annotation, cellular component: ruffle. Gene Ontology annotation, biological process: signal transduction; positive regulation of GTPase activity. The coding region runs from base 1 to 4641 and encodes 1546 amino acids.
AUGGCUGCCCCUCAGGACCUGGACAUCGCUGUGUGGCUGGCCACGGUGCACCUGGAGCAAUAUGCAGACACCUUCCGGAGGCAUGGCCUGGCUACCGCGGGUGCAGCUCGGGGCCUGGGCCACGAGGAGCUGAAGCAAUUGGGCAUCAGCGCCACAGGGCACCGGAAACGAAUUUUGCGCCUGCUGCAGGCGGGUGCUACAGCGGGCUCCCUGGAUUCUCAAUCUGACAGUGCCAUGGAGCCAUCUUCCAGUUCAGAUCCCCAAUCCCAGAACACCAAGCCUGUGCCCAAGCCCAGGACGGUUUUUGGUGGGCUUAGUGGCUCUGCCACCACCCAGAGGCCUGUACCGAGCCCAGCCCUUCGGGGAGCAGAAGUUCCCAGGAGCCCUGAGUGUAGUCCGAGGUCCCCUCCUCUCCCUACCUCCUCUUCUGAGCAGUCUUCGGCCUUGAAUACUAUGGAGAUGGUGCCCAAUGCCAUUUACUUUGGCCUGGACUUACGAGGUGGCUCACAAGCAACUCAGGACACUGCUCCAGACAGCUCUCAGAAAGCUGCCCCCUCCCCUGCCCUCAGGCCUACAACAGGCACAGUGCACAUCAUGGACCCUGGUUGCCUGUACUAUGGUGUCCAACCUGUGGGGGUCUCAGGACCCCCUGACCGAAGAGAGGGCAGAGGUGUCUGUCAGGACAGAGUUGAACACAGGCUCAGCAGGCAGGAUCUGGAGGCUCGGGAGGACGCUGGCUAUGCCAGCCUUGAACUGCCUGGCGACUCCACCCUCUCUUUGCCAACCCUGGAUAUGGAAGAGGCCAGUGAUGACCUCAUUUCACCCUAUGCCAGCUUCUCCUCCACAGCAGACCCCCCAGUGCCCCUGCUCAGUGGCUGGCUGGACAAGCUCUCUCCUCAAGGAAACUAUGUCUUCCAGAGACGCUUUGUGCAAUUUAAUGGGAAGAAUCUGAUGUAUUUUGGGAAUGACAAGGACCCCUUCUCCAAAGGUGUGAUCCCCCUGACUGCCAUUGAGAUGACCCGCAGCAGCAAGGACAACAAAUUUCAGGUCAUCACUGGCCUGAGGGUGUUUGUGUUCCGUACAGAGAGUGAGGCCCAGCGGGACAUGUGGUGUUCCACCCUGCAAAACUGCUUGAAGGAACAGCGCCUCUUGGGCCACCCCCGGCCACCCCAGCCACCCCGACCCCUCCGCAUGGGCAUGCUAGAGCUGCGUGGACACAAGGCCAAGGUGUUUGCUGCCUUGAGCCCUGGGGAGCUGGCUUUGUACAAGAGUGAGCAGGCUUUCUUGCUGGGCAUCGGAAUCUGUUUCAUCAAGCUGCAGGGCUGCAGCGUCCGAGAAACCAAGAGUCGCAGCUUUGACCUGCUUACACCCCAUCGCUGCUUCAGCUUCACAGCCGAGUCUGGGGGGUCUCGGCAGAGCUGGGCAGCCGCUCUGCAGGAAGCAGUAACCGAGACCCUGUCUGACUACGAGGUGGCUGAGAAGAUCUGGUCCAACCGAGCAAACCGACACUGUGCGGACUGUGGGGCAUCCCAGCCAGACUGGGCUGCGGUCAACCUGGGGGUGGUCAUCUGCAAACAGUGUGCAGGUCAGCACCGAGCCUUGGGUUCUGGGAUCUCCAAGGUGCAGAGCCUGAAGCUGGAUACAAGUGUCUGGAGUAAUGAGAUAGUGCAGUUGUUCAUUGUCCUCGGUAACAAUCGUGCCAACCGCUUCUGGGCAGGGGCAUUACCCCCAGGGGAGGGACUGCGUCCAGAUGCGUCCCCCGGCCCUCGAGGAGAGUUCAUUUCCCGAAAGUACCGGCUGGGUCUCUUCCGGAAGCCCCAUCCUCAGUAUCAGGAUCAUAGCCAGUUUCUCCAGGCCUUAUGUGCAGCUGUGGCAGGGCCCAACUUGUUAAAGAACAUGGCCCAGCUCCUCUGCAUGGAAGCCUUCGAGGGCGAGGAUGAGCCCUGGUCCCCCUCUGCCCUGAAUGGCAGCUUCCCUGGCCUCUUGCCUCCAGACCCCUCCCUGGGUGUCUACAACGAGGUGGUGGUGCCUGCCACUUACAGCAGCUUUCUCUACUGUGGUCCCAUCAGCAACAAAGCUGGACCUCCACCCCCACGAAGGGGCCGAGAUGCACCCCCUCGACUGUGGUGCGUGCUGGGAGCAGCUCUGGAAAUGUUUGCGUCGGAGAACAGCCCUGACCCUCUCAGUGUCAUCCAUCCACAGGAUGUUGUUUGUUUGGGCGUGAUCCCCCCACCCUCUGACCCAGGUGACCUAGACAGGUUCCCAUUUUCCUUUGAGCUAAUCCUCACAGGAGGGAGGAUCCAGCAUUUUGGGACAGAUGGAGCUGACAGUCUGGAAGCCUGGACCAGCGCUGUGGGCAAGUGGUUCUCUCCGCUGAGCUGUCACCAGCUGCUAGGUCCCGGGCUGCUGCGACUGGGCCGGCUGUGGCUGCGGUCCCCCUCGCACACAGCCCUGACCCCUGGUGGCUGGCUGUCAGGGUUUGGCCUCCUUCGUGGUGACCACCUCUUCCUGUGUCCAGCGCCGGGUCCAGGAUCCCCAGCCCCUGAGGACAUGGUGCACCUGCGCCGGCUACAGGAGAUCAGUGUGGUCUCCGCAGCUGACACCACAGACAAGAAGGACCACUUGGUCCUGGUGGAGACAGGAAGGACCCUGUAUCUGCAGGGAGAGGGCCGGCUGGACUUCUCAGCAUGGAACACAGCUAUUGGAGGGGCAGCUGGCGGGGGUGGCACGGGACUACAAGAGCAGCAGAUGAGCCGAGGUGACAUCCCCAUCAUCGUGGACGCCUGCAUCAGUUUUGUCACCCAGCACGGGCUCCGGCUGGAGGGCGUGUACAGGAAAGGAGGCGCCCGUGCCCGAAGCCUGCGGCUCUUGGCUGAGUUCCGGCGGGAUGCCCGGUCAGUGAAGCUUCGGCCAGGGGAGCACUUUGUAGAGGAUGUCACCGACACGCUCAAACGCUUCUUCCGAGAGCUCGAUGACCCUGUGACAUCGGCCCGGCUGCUGCCUCGCUGGAGAGAGGCUGCUGAGCUUCCUCAGAAGAAUCAUCGCCUGGAGAAAUACAAAGAAGUGAUUGCCUCUCUACCCAGGGUCAACCGCCGCACACUGGCCACCCUCAUCGGGCAUCUCUAUAGGGUGCAGAAGUGUGCCGCUCUUAACCAGAUGUGCACGAGGAACUUGGCCCUGUUGUUUGCACCCAGCGUGUUCCAGACAGACGGGCGAGGGGAGCACGAAGUGCGGGUGUUGCAGGAGCUCAUCGAUGGCUACGUCUCUGUCUUUGAUAUCGACUCUGACCAGGUAGCUCAGAUUGACUUGGAGGUCAGUCUUAUCACCACCUGGAAGGAUGUGCAGUUGUCCCAGGCUGGAGACCUCAUCAUGGAAGUUUAUAUAGAGCAGCAGCUCCCAGACAACUGUGUCACUCUGAAGGUGUCCCCAACACUGACUGCCGAGGAGCUGACUAACCAGGUACUGGAGAUGCGGGGAACAGCCGCCGGGACAGAUCUGUGGUUGACGUUUGAGAUCCUUGAGCAUGGGGAGCUUGAGCGGCCACUGCAUCCCAAAGAAAAGGUCCUAGAGCAGGCCCUGCAAUGGUGCCAGCUCCCAGAGCCCUGCUCAGCUUCCCUGCUCUUGAGAAGAGUCUCCAUUGCCCAGGCUGGCUGCCUCUUCACAGGUACCCGGCGUGAGAGUCCACGGGUCGGGCUAUUACGGUGCCGUGAGGAACCACCCCGGUUGCUGGGAAGCCGCUUCCAGGAGAGGUUCUUUCUGUUGCGUGGCCGAUGCCUGCUGCUGCUCAAGGAAAAGCGGAGUGCUAGGCCGGAACGGGAGUGGCCUUUGGAAGGUGCCAAGGUUUACCUGGGAAUCCGGAAAAAAUUGAAGCCUCCAACACCGUGGGGCUUCACGUUGAUACUGGAGAAGAUGCAUCUAUACUUGUCCUGCACUGAUGAGGAUGAGAUGUGGGACUGGACUACCAGCAUCCUCAAAGCCCAGCAUGAUGAUCAGCAGUCAGUGGUCUUACGACGCCGUUCCUCUUCUGACCUUGCCCGUCAAAAGUUUGGCACUAUGCCCUUGUUGCCCAUCCGUGGGGAUGACAGUGGGGCUACCCUCCUCUCUGCCAAUCAGACCCUGCGGCGACUGCACAACCGGAGGACGCUGUCCAUGUUUUUUCCAAUGAAGUCAUCUCAGGGGUCUGUGGAGGAGCAGGAGGAGCUGGCAGAGCCUGUGUAUGAGGAACCGGUGUAUGAAGAAGUGGGGGCCUUCUCUGAAUUGACCAAGGACACCUCUACCUCCUGUACAAUGCAGGGAUGGACAGCCAAGCCAGAGACCCCCCUCACGAGUCAGAGGUCUUUUGAUCAACCUCUUCUUUCCAAGGCAGGCACCCAGGGCUGGGUGGAGAGGCCACCUGAGCCCCCUCCUGGUCCUCCUUCGAAGAUCAGUCCCCAGGGACAUGGGUCUCUGGAGGAGCAGCUGCUCCAGGAACUUAGCAGCCUCAUUCUGAGGAAGGGAGACACCACCACAGGCCUUGAUAGCCCUUCCCAGCCUUCCAGCCCUCAGUCCCCUAGCCCCACUGGUCUUCCCACACAAACAUCUAGUUUCUCCACCGAACCCUCCAGUACUUCUAGUCCACCCUCCAGCCAGCCCCUCACAUGA